CAUUCCACCGGGAAGCUUUACUGCAGACCGACCAAGCCGAACAAGCUACUUGCCUCUUCUGCAAGAGUAUGAUGAUCAAAUAACAAGAUCUCUUAAGUUUAUUUAAACUCGGAAUUAUAUCCUACUUUUGAAGACUUGUUCUGGAUUAUUCGGAUCAGAAAGAACUUCGUUUCCUAAAUCUAGCUGCUAGUUAUUAUUGAAAACAGUUCAACAUUUACUACAAACAGACAAUCCUGAUGGACCAGAAGGUGUCUAGCAGUGACACCAAACAAACAGAGGAAAGCACUAUAGAGAAAGGAAUAAAGGAUUCUACAAUACCUGAAACAUGUGAUACAAAAAAUUUGAAUGGAAAAUUCAAACCAAAAUCAGCAGUUUCAGAGAAAGAUGCCAAUCUACAACAGAAAGCUAUAGACGAUUACACACACGCUCAAGAAAAGAAAACCUUAAGCACAAGCGAUAAGAAAGAGGACUUUUUUCAACUUCAAACAAAUUCCACUCAACAAAAAAGUGAUUCCACUCUCAAAAAUAAUUCAGAGACGGAAAUUUCAAAAAGUGAUGAUAAACAACCAAGAUCAACGUCUUCUACUGAAGAACUAGGAAACAAAACAUCUCACAUUCAAAAGGAUACAAGUUUUAUUGUAAACCCUACGCAGGAAGAUAACAGAAGUGAAUCCAUGGAUGAUUCACAAAAUGUAAAAAAUGACAGUACUAUUAAAGAAAAAGAUGCUUAUUUGUCGGAAAAGUUUCUAGAUAAAACAGUGGCCAAAGAUGGUGUACUCGCGGAUUCCGCCCAGCUCAAUGGAAAGGUGCCUUGUGAAGAUACGUUAAGAAAAACUGAUAACUCAAGUCUUUUGUCUGAAGCAGCAAAAAAAGGUGAAACGAAUAAAAAACCUUAUGAAACAAAAUUACCAGAAAAAGCCAAACUCGCUCAGGAUUCCGAAAGGCAUGAAAUAGAUCAUGGCGUGAGUAAUAAUGAAGUCAUUUCAAAAAAUGGAGUUGAAAUUAAACAAGUAAUAGAAAAACAAGAUUCUGACUACAACUAUAUCGAGGCAAAAGUUAAACUAGAUUACAUGACUACAGAACGUUCUGAAAAAGAACCAGAAGUAUCAAAACUCAUUUCAGAUCAGAACAGAAAAGGAGACGAUCAUGAUCUUUCAACACAACAGCUUGCCUCCGAAAUAACUAGCUCUAUCGUUUCACAAGCGAAACUUACCGUAAGUGAAUCUGGUAGCAUUGUCAAUGACAAAAUCAGACAGGAAUCUGAAGAUAUGAGUAUGGAUUUGAAGGAAAAACCAGACCUAAAAGAUUCUCAAAUGCACACGGAGCUCAGUAGCCAUCAAAUAAAAUGUGAAAAAACACAAGAAAAUAACAUAAGCAAAGAGAAUCGAGAAGAAGAAAGUAACGUGCUCUUUGAAAGAAAAAAGGACAUUGUACAAGUAGAAAAAGACACGAACAUCAAUUUUACAGACCCAAAGGAAAUUAAAUUGGAGGAAAAACGGGACACUAAAAAAGAUGAAGAUACUUCUUUUUCGGUGGACUCAAAUAUGGAAGAUCCUUAUAGUGUAUCUGAGCAGAUGACUGAAGAUACUUUUAAGAACCAACACCAAAAGGACAAGGAUAUAGCUGAACAAGUUAUUCCUACCAAAAAAAACACUAAAGAAGAGGAGCCACUCAAACUAGAACCAGAAAAAUCAAAAUUAGGGGAAAGUGGCCAUUUUACUUCCCAACAGAAAGAGCCUUUAAAAGAAUUAAACUCAGAACUAUGUGAACGACAACCAUCAAAACAGAAAGUUAUUUCAGAAGAUGUAACUGAUAAAAAAAAUGUUACAGUUGCUACAGCAGAAGGCAAAUUAGGAAAAGACGAAUUAUCAGCAUCUGAAGAAGAAGUCACUCAAGAGAAAACAGAGUCACAAACACAUGAUUUGUUAUCGAAGGAGGUAAUAAGUGUUAAAAUAAAAAAUUAUGACUUAUCUGCCGAAGAAAAGGAAGUUUCUUUCAUGGAAAUGAAAUCAGAAAGGGAAGAACAAAUUGACAAAAAAGUGGAUUUAUUGGAGACCAAAGUGGGUAAAGAGAAGUCCCUACUAACAGAGAAACUAGUUUCUGUGAUGGAGGCAAAUCCAAAAGAAGAUGAACAACCCAAAGCAAAAAAAGAUUUCGAGGAAACUGAAAAAGAGCAAUCAAUACCAGCUGAGAAAGAUAUCUUAGAGGGAGAAAGUGCAGGAAAAGCAGAGCAGCCAAGAAUAGAAGAAAAAAUUAUUUCAAAUGGAACAAAAUUUGAAAAAGAAAAACAAUCUGUAGAAACAAAGCAAGAAGAGGUGAAACAAAACUUAGAAAUAAAACAUAUUUUAGAAGAAAUUAAACCAGAAAAAGAAGAAUUACAAACAACAGGGAUUGAAGUCAUUCUACCUGAAAUAAAACCGGAAAAAGAUAAACUUCCAUCAGUAGAUAUAAAAGUUACUCCGCCAAAAACAAGAUCAGAAAAUGAAAAACAACCAACAACAUACAUGAAAGAUACUCCAACGGAAACACAACUAAAAAAGGAAAAACAACCGGUAGCAGAUAUGAAAGCUACUCCACCGGAAACAAAAUCAGAAAAGGAAAACCAAUCAACAACAGAUAUGAAAGUUACUCCAUCGGAAACACAACUAGAAAAGGAAAAACAAUCAACAAUAGAUAUGAAAGUUACUCCAUCAGAAACAAAACCAGAAAAGGAAAAACAACCAAUAACAGAUAUGAAAGUUACUCCAUCAGAAACAAAACCAGAAAAGGAAAAACAACCAAUAACAGAUAUGAAAGUUACUCCAUCGGAAACACAACUAGAAAAGGAAAAACAAUCAACAAUAGAUAUGAAAGUUACUCCAUCAGAAACAAAACCAGAAAAGGAAAAACAACCAAUAACAGAUAUGAAAGCUACUCCAGGAGAAAUGAAGACAGAAAAAGAAAUGUCAAUAACAGAAAUGAGCAUUUCUCCAGAAAAAACGAAACCAGUAAAAGAAGAUGAACUAACAAUCGACAUGAAGGUAAUACCUGAGAAAACUAAACCAGAAAGUGAUGAAGCAUUAAAGACAGAUAUUACAUUGGAAACACAACCGGGACAGUAUAAAUUGCAAGUAAUGGAAAAAAGGAUUAAUUCAGUUGAAACCAAACCACUGAAAGAAGAGCUAAUAACAACAGAAACGGAAAUUAUUAUACAGGAAACAAAACCUGAAAAGGACAAAACACCUGUAGCAGAAACAAAAUCAGAACCGAUCGAGCUGUCGAGAAUAGAUGAAAAAGCUUUUUUGGAAAAGGCAAUGUCGGAUAAGAAUGAACUUCAGUCACCAGAUAAGGAAACUGUUUCAAAACAACUACCAACAGAAGCAAGAACUGAAAUUUUAGUAGAACCAAAACAAGAAAUGGAUAAACUAACAGCAUUAGAAAAUCAAUUUAUUCCAGCAGAAACAAAAGCAGAAAAAGCCAAACAAUCCCCACAAGAACAAGAUAAUUAUUCAAUUGAAACAAAAGCAGCAAGUAAUGAUUUGCCAGUGAUAGAAAAGGAAGCUUCUUUAUCGGAACCAAAAUUAGAAAAAAGUAAAGUGUCAGAAACAGAAACGAAAUCUACUUUAGUAGAAACAAAACAAAAAGAUGAAGUGCCACAAAAAGGAGAAGAAUUUUCAUUAGUUGAAACAAAACAAGAAAAAUAUGAUGUUCUGCAACAAGAAAAGGAAUUGUCAUUAGUGAGAACAAAGCAAGAAAAAGGCAUACCUCCAUCAACUGAAUAUCAAGGUAUUUCUACGGAUUCAACAUCAGAAAAAGAGCACAAAGAUAGUGAAGUCGAAACUAAACCAGUAACUGAUCAGUUGCUAACAGGAGAAGCAAACAUCAUAUUAUUAGAAAAGAAACUAGAAAGUGAUGAAGUUAUAUCAGAAAAGAAAAUCGAUCCUGUGGAUAUUCUUAAAGAAAAAGAUAAGCUAAAUCAAACAGAAGAUGAACUUACCGUAGUAGAAACAAUAGAGCAAAAAGGUGAACUACAAACAACAACAGAGAAAAAAACAAUUUUGGUAAAUCCAAAAUCAGAAACCGAUGGCAUGAAAAUGAUAGAAAAGACUGAUUUACCGAUGGUAGAAAAGAAAAUUGAUUUAUCAGAAGUGACAUUAAAGAAAGAAGAGCUGAUGAAACCAGAAGAAAAAAUAGCUUGUGACAAAAUUCUACUAGACAAAGAUGAGCUGUUACAAACAGAAAAUAAGCUUAAACCAUUGGAACCAAAAGAAGAAAUAAAUAAACUGCUAACAAUAGAAGAGAAAACUGCUCUGGUAGAAACUGAAGAAGUACAGGACAAAUUGUCUUUAACUGUUGUAAAUGGAGAACCCCCAAAACAGGAUGAAUCGUUAACAACAGAGGAGAAAUUUGUUUUAGUGGACUCAAAAAUAGAAAAGGAAGAACUCAAAACAGUCGAAAUGAAAGUCACGUCAGGUGAAACACAAGCAAAAAUAGAUGAUAUAGCAAAAGAAACGACAAAACCUACUUCAACGAAAGAAAAACCAGAAAAAGAAAUACCACAACACAAAGCCAUUCCGGUUGAAACAAAGCUAGGAAAAGAUAAAGAAAAUGUUAUAACAGAAAAGAAACAUGUUUUAGUGGAAAGCAUGCCAGAAAAGACUCAAUUGCCCGUCAGAAAGGACGAAAUAGUCUUUGAAGAAAAUAUAUCUGGUGAAGGUAAAUUGAUCGCAACAAAGAAAGCGAGUGAAAAAAGUGACCUAAAGUCACCAGAAACUAAAGCUCCUGAAGAAGAAACAAUAUCGAAAAAAGCUGAUACGUCAACAGAAGAGGAAAAGAUUAGUUCAACAGAAACAAAAACUGAUAUUUCGAUAGAACCGACAGAUGAAAAAGGUGCUAAAAUUGUAUCAGAACUAAUAAAAAACUCAAAAACCGAAUUUAGACACAUAGCGGUAGGAAUUGAGCCACGUUUCAUUCGAAUUGCAAGCUCCUGUGGAGAAGAAACUGAGAUUGAAGAAACUAAUGAAACACGAGAAAUUGAAAUAUCCGAUGAUAUGGUUGAAAGCGAUGAACAAGCUGCUACUGCUGGCGCUAGUGGCACUGGUGAAGUUGAACAACCUCAAAUGCAAAUAACAGAAUAUCAGUAUACUAGUCCAGAAACCACUAGAACUACUGACAAAGAAGAGGAAGACUCUAAGUUAAAUAUAGAUGAUAAAGAGAAAAUUUCGUUGACAAAGAAAGAACCUGAGAAAAGCAAAGAAGUUCCUGAGGCUCAUUAUAAAGAUAAAAUAGUGGAAAACUAUAAAGAAACUCCAUUAACACAUUCUGAUGACAAAGUAAAGGAACACGGUGAAGAAAUGUCGCAAACAAUAGUGACAAAAAGUACUCAACCAUUUGUUUCUGAUGCUCAAGUACCGGUCAUUGGUGAUUUAUCCGUCACUGCUACCAGUGCGCCAAAGCAAACUCAUUUAAUAUCCGAAAGUACAAUACAAAAUGAUAUUUCUUUAGACAUAUCUAUGAAAGAUAAGUCCUCAGUAAAAACUGAAGGUCAAUUAGAAACUACUAGCAAUAAAGAAGAACCAACUAAGGGCAUAUCUGGUGAAUCAUUUAUUUCUGACGAUAAAAGUGCUGACGAAGGUAUAGAUACAAGGAUCCCGAUCUCACCAACUAAAGAAGAUGAAAGCGAAAACAACGUGAAAGAUAAACCUAUUGUUGGUUUAGAUGAAAAAAAAGUAGAAAGUAUACAGGAAAAAGCAGAAACAGCUGUGCUAGAUGACGUUAAACUGAAUGAGGUUGAAGGAAUUAAACCUGUUGCACAGUUUCUAACUAAAGAAGCUGUUAAAGAAAAAGAAAACUUAUCUCAAGCAAAAGAAGACGUUCAAACAGUAACAAAAUCAAUCGAGAAAGUAACAGAAGAAGAAGGGAUAGCUUUAACUGAAGAUAAAAAGGAUAAAGUACCCAAAGUAAGUUAUAUUGAAGAAGGGGAAAAAAUUCAAAGUCCAAAACCCGAUGAAAUUAAAGAAGUUGCAGACUCUGACACAGCAAAACCAAAAGUAGACAUACCAAAAGAAAAACCCGAAGAUAAAACCCCUGAAGGAGCGACAGAUACAUCGAAACCUUUAGAGCAAAAGAAGGAGAGCAUUUCUUUCAAAGAUCAACAAGAAAAUAAAUCUAUCAAAGAUCAUUCAGAACUUGAAAAAACUAAAACUGAUGAGGAUAUAAAAGUUGUAGAAGACAAAACUAAUCUACAUGAUGUCCUCCCUUGUGACUCCACGGUUAUACCAGAGAAACAAGAUAACCAGCAACAGAAAGCUAUUGUGAAAGAAGAAAAGGAAGCAAAGGGAAGAGAAUAUGAAGAAAUACAACUUGUUAAAGAAGAUGUAGACAACAAAGAUAAAACAGCUGCAGAUGAAUUAGAGGAUAAAUAUGUAUUACGAAUGCCUGUUGAUUCACCGAAAAGAGAAAUACUUAAGGAAGAGACUCAAGUAACAGCUACACUUGAUGAUAAAGAAGUCAUAGGUAAAACUACUGCAAAAGACGAAACUGGCAAAACUGUAGAACCAAAGCACGAUGAAAACAAAAUAAACGUUGACAAAGGAACAGAAAAACGUGAAGACAAAGAAAGCAAACUUCAAGAGAAACAUAUACUACAACAUGAUAUAUCCCCAGAUAUUUCGGAUGCUAAAGAAGUGAAACUACAGGAUAAACCGCUGCCAGAAGAAACAUCAAUUGAAGAUACAGAGAAACUAAAGGAAAUAAUCAGAACUGACGAACACAAAGAGGAUAAACUGAUAAUAUUACAUGAAAAAGAACAAAUUAAGACAGAUGAUAAUAAAGUGCAAAUUGUACAACCUAUUAACGAAAAAUCAACUGUGACAAGUUAUAAGACAGAAGAUCAAAAGGAUACAGUAAAUAAAGAACAGCUAACUACGUUAAUGGACAAGGAUCUGGUAAAAGAGCCGAAAGAGGAAGAGAAACAGACCCAACUCGAAGCAGAAUACCCUCUGUUUGAAAAGACUGACAAAAAGGAACGUUCUAUAGAUACAGAUAUAGACUACACAACGACUACAGAAAAAAUAAUUCCUGUUGAGGACGAUAAAGCUCUUCAGAAGAAGCUCAUUGGAAAAGGAAAACUAGAUUCCACUCCAUCUAGUGUUCCAUUGCAACUGGCUAAAGAUAAAGUUGUUACAGAAGAAGUUAUGGAGAAUAAUUUAAAAGAAAAACCAUCUCUAUUAUCAGAAGAUGCAUAUGUGUCAAUAAAAAAGCCAGAGACCGAGGUAUUGCUUUUAGAUAAUGAUGCAGCAAAGGAACCAACAAAGCAACCACUGGAGGAUAGCGAUUCUCGGAUUGAUUUAAAGCAAAAGGUAGAUGAAAAGCACUUUGAGGAAAUAGAGGAAAAACAGGGAGAUAUACCAAUACAAGAAACAGAAAUAAAAUUAUUAAAAUCUGAAGAAGAUGACCUAAUUUCAAGAGAAACCUCACCGAAAGCUCCUUCAACAUCAACAGAACCUUCCAAUGACAAAUCACUUCCGACUUCACCGACAAAGGAAGCUAAAGUUAAAGAGCAACCAAAACAGUUCGUGAAGUCGCCCACAAAACUAAGGCCUUCCAGAACACCGCCAAAGACGCUUUCUCGAAAAGAAGUCGCUGGUUCUCCUGAAAUCCCGAAAACAAAGACACCAACGUCACCGAUAAAGAGACUAAGCCAUUCACCCAAAAAGGCACCUCUGCGGAAUGGUAUUCCUUCUCCAACUAAAUUUCCACAAAGGUUACCGCCGAUCAAGGCUCCAGUUGGCCAAGCACCGAUGCCAAACCUGAGAAAUGUGAAAUCUAAGAUCGGGUCUCUGGAUAAUAUUAAAUAUAAACCCUCUGGAGGAGAGAAAAAGCAACUGUUAACAAAGAAGUUGGAAUGGGUCGCUGCUCCGAGGGUUGGAUCAUUGGAAAACACAACGUACAAACCUGGCGGUGGAGUGAAGAAGAUAACAACUCAGAAACUAGAAUGGAAGGUGGAACCCAAAGUAGGAGAUAAGAAUAUUGGUUAUACCCCAGGAGGUGGGCAAGUUAAGCAUGGUGACCGUGAAAAGCCUGCCUCAGUAAUCGAAUCUCGAAAGUUGGAAUGGAAACAAAAAGCUUCAUCCAAAGUUGGUUCAAUGGACAAUGUUAAGCAUAAACCGGGUGGUGGUCAGACAAAGGUCAAGUCAGAAAAGAUGAUUUUAAAGGACAAGGUUUCUUCUAAAGUAGGUUCACUACCUGCUUCAGAGAAAGCUAGUAGUCAAGGUUCAGAAACUAAGAGCCCUAUUCAUCCAUCUUCCCCACAGUUCGAUGAGCAAUCACAACUUCCUCCAGUAGAUGAACCUUAUGAUGAAGAGCCAACAGAAACAAAUGAACAAGAAGAUGAGGCAACAAGCCAGAAACCAGAAACUGCAGAAGAAGCUCUUGGGCUACAAGAUGAUGAAUCUAAGCCCGAAGUGGUAGAAACAGCAACAGAACCAGAAGCGACGAAAGAAUAUAAAGAUGAAGAUGCUGCAACAGAAGACAAACCAGAAACAACAGUUUCAGCUGAACCAAAAACAGCAGGGGGAGUUACGCCAGAAUCUACAGGAAUAGGAGUAGACCACGAGAAAAGUGAAACGAAGGAUGCUAAGGAUGGCGAUGUAGCUGAAAAACCCCCAGUGGAGUGCUGAUGCCCAUUGUGUGGUGUAAACAAUACUGUGUUUGUCAAGCUAGUGUCUAGAUAGUGAGAUAUAACUCUUGCAAAUUAACUUCUCCUUACAUGUUUCUAGCCAGGUCCAGAUCUUUUUUUGUUGUUGUUGUUGUUUUGCUUUCAGGGUUAAAAAUUUGACAGUCGUAAGUAAAUGUAAAUUUCAGCUUUUUAUUAUUCAUAUUGAGUCUUUUGAACCUUGUCUUGGCUAAGUAAUAAUAUAUAUAUAUAUCAGUUAUUCAUUGCUUGUAAAGUUGUAUCCCUUAUUACAUCUAUAGCAAUGAAGAAAAAAUAAAUUAAUAAAAACGUCGAUGUCAGAAUUUUAUAGUUAGCAGUUUAAUAUUAAAACUGCUCAUGACCUGUUAAAACAUUAUAUUGUGUUGUCAUACGUAGUUUGUACUUCCUUUUGAAUGGUAUUAUAGAACAAAUAUUAUAUUGUGGUUUAUGUAUAACUCAGAAGAUAAGCAAAAUACUUAGAAAAUAUCCCUAUAGACAAAUCAUACCAAUCAGAAAUGUUGUGUUUAAUCUUUAUCACUGUUUAUAUGUUAGAUAUUAGUAGGAUGUAAGAUCGUAUCGCCAUACCAUCUUCUCUAAUCAUGAAAUGCUUUUGAUAUAUAUAUCUGCAUGUCCUGCUACGUUGUGUAAUGUAUCCACUGAUGUAGCAUGUGUGGCUGAGGAUUUUAGCAGGGUUAAAUAAGUAGACAUUAGCAAUUUGAAGGCAUUGGCUCAUAUGAAACUUUAUCGAGACUUAUUGUAUUUGUUAUAUUGUUUGAUUUGAAGCACGCGAGGAUAGCAAUGAUAAUUUAGUUCAAAAUGGAAAAAUAUAUCAUUUAUGUGAUUUUAAAAACAUUUGAAAAUGUCAUGAUAAGAGUUUUACGUGAUACUUUAUAAUUAAUUACAUCCUAUAUGAUCCAUCCAGAAUAAUGUCCCUCCCUGUGACAAUUUGAUUUGAAAGCCGAUAAUUUUCUUUUAUAUAAUAAUUAUGACAUUGAAAAGCGGGUAUCUGUUGCUUUGUGAAGACUAUAAGCUUUGUUUUGGUUAUGUCUUUGCUCUUAGAACCGUCUUGAAUUGCUGAUUUUUCCAGAACAAGUGGUAGGGAUACGGUAAAGAGACCAUUAAUAUACGAGCUGAAAAUAUUUGUUUGCUCUUAUGUUUUGGAAAACAAUUUUAUACAAAGCGUCAACAAUAAUUAUGCGACCUCUCACCUGCUUCAUAAACGUAUAUGUUCAAUGUGAUAAAUCACGUAGGGGAAAAGUUUCGUUUAGUAAGAUAUUUAGUUUAACGAUUGCCUAAGUGCGUCCCCCGGUGAGUCAGCUGUAAGUUACAAUACUAAAAUACGGGGGUGCGAUUCCCCUCGGUAGACAGAGCGCAGUUAGCCCAUCGUGUAGCUUUGCGCUAAGAAUAAACAAAAACAACAGCCUUAAGUGCCGAAUGUAGAAAAGAAUUGUGAGACAUUGAUUUCUAGAGUGCCUAUUUUGCUCUUGGAAAACAAAGCAUGCGUUAUAUUAGUUUAGUAAUACAGUAUAAAAUACGUGGAAGACAUAUCUUUCGUGAAGUUAUUUUCAUUAAGAAGAUUAUAAAUCAGUGCCUGAGGAGGGUAAAUUUAGAAUGUGAUACAAAAAAUGUAUUGUUAUUUCAACAAUUGUAAAAAACGCCAAAUAUAGUUACAAUACAAACUAAAAAAAAAAAUCCUUCUUUUUGAGCACAUCUCGUAUCUCCAAGAAUUGAGAAUACUUGAAUAUGUGCUAAGAAAAUAUAAAGGAAAGCGUUUUCCUAAAAUGAAAGAUGAUCGAAAUGAUAUCUGGGUUUAAAAAGAAGAAGUUCGUGAAUACAUCAGAGUCCUUUUUUUUAAAUCUCAAGCUGAAAGUAUUGAAUAUUUGGAUAAAGAAGAAACAUUUGAUAUAUUUCUUUACGAAAUCAAUAAACACGUGUAUUGGACAACUGAUCAGAUAUGGUAAGACGUCGUUGGAACUUGUACUGAGAAAAAAAAACUAUCAGAUAAAAGCUGAAAGUUCUUUUUUUCCUCUCUUGUUGCUUAGGUAGUGUCAAACUUUGAAAGAAGGUUUUUCUUAGUUUGUAGAAAUCUAAAAGCCCUCCUUCGAAUGGAAUGCAAGUUGGCAGAAAGUAUGUAUUUUAUGUAAAUGUUAGAACUGCUAUACUUUAACUAUGUGCUUAUUAAAUCUAUUUGUGGUUUGGUGACUCUUACGGUAAGCAUGAUUUGUAUGGUUGAUGGUCUGGUUUGUUUUAUAUAAUUAAAUCGAAUUUUUAACGUGAAUCUCUAAUAGGGAUUAACAAUUUUACUUCUUUGCAUAGGAAAAUUAAUUUUCGAUGUUUGCGCUAAACUUGUGUUGCAAAUGCCUCCUGCAUGAAUGAUACCAUUCCUCAUGUCUCUCUCGCACGAACGAUGUUCAUAGAUUUUUCUAUAAACUUCAAAUUGAGUUUUUGAAACAAGAUGUUUUAUAAACAGUAUAUUUUAAUGAAGGAUUCAACAUCUAAUGCAUUUAGAUAGUUCAACAUUCUGGAAUUAAAAUAGUUUUAACUGGUACAAAGUUUUAAAAGUUUCUAUGCUAACAGUAAUUCUGGCUUUUCGUUUUUUGAUUUAUAUCAGUCCAAUUAAGGACCUAGGAAGUGAACAUGAACCAGUCCAUUCGGCUUUGUUGAAGAAGUAUUUAACUUCACCACAAUUUGUUCAGAAAUUAAACGUGGUUAAUCCUCAAGUUUAAUAACUAAUGAAUACAGAAACCAAUUUCGCGGUAUCUAGUUGUCUCCAUUCUUUUAAACUUUCAUUCUAGAACAAACUAUCUAACGAAUUAUUUUGCUCUGAUGGUGAAUUAGAGAGCUCGUACUUUUUAUAAGUCUAAAAUAACAUCUGUAAAAUUUGAUGUGUGAUAGAGUCAUAAGGUUUAAACAAGUUCCUUAAUUUGUUGUAAACUAAAAAUGAAAAAUAGAUCUAGUCGAUCUUAAACGAGUUUAAAAAGUAAUUUUAUAUUUGUGAAUGUAACGUUAACGAUGUGAUAAGAUCGUGUUAAUGCUUCAAUGGAGCGUAAGAAAUUAUAUCAAAAUUGUUUGAAAUGAAAUAUGUAACUUUAGUACAACCAAUAAUUUACUUCAAUGAUUAUUUUACUGCUAAAAGGGACAAUAUUAACUUGAUAAUAUGAGAUAUAUUACUAAAAGUAUCACUUGAUUUAGAGUAAUUUUUUGGAUGGUAAACUAAGUAAUUUAUUAAUACUUGAGAUUUAUAUUGUUUUAAAAACUGACUUAUCGGAAUAAUAUUUUACACACAUAAGAUCUAGUAUAACUUACUUACGUAGAUUUUGUUGUUCAAAAGUUACGUAAAUGUGACUUUCAAACUAGUACGUAAAACCCUGAGUGUUUAUCUAAUCUAAAUGAAAAAUGUAUAUGAUUAAAUGGCUUUAUAGUUUUGUAAAUGUAUGGAAAGUCCUGUGUCUACAGGCUACAGUAGUGUAUGGUUUGAAGGACCGAACUUGUUUGUAUGAAGCUGAUUAUGAGAAAAACUGAAAGCAGAUUACAAUAAGACUUGUUUGUGUUUUUGCAUAAUUUGCUUUUACUCUUUGUCUACUUGAUUCUGUAAACAAGAUCACACGUCUGUAUUUUUAGAGCCUUCCAAUAAAGUUGCGCCGUGAAAUAAUUGGA
Molecule: messenger RNA, 12331 nt
Organism: Limulus polyphemus (Atlantic horseshoe crab)
Lineage: Eukaryota; Metazoa; Arthropoda; Merostomata; Xiphosura; Limulidae
Product: microtubule-associated protein 2-like
Exons: 9
Coding region: 237-8660 (2807 amino acids)
Biological process (GO): microtubule cytoskeleton organization; neuron projection development
Cellular component (GO): neuron projection
Molecular function (GO): microtubule binding
Source: RefSeq, a predicted model, not a curated record